Prunus armeniaca (apricot) is the source of this 210-nucleotide messenger RNA. The record is from the annotation of a GenBank genome assembly. NCBI's taxonomy places the organism in Eukaryota, Viridiplantae, Streptophyta, Magnoliopsida, Rosales, Rosaceae.
AUGAAAAGCACCAAUGGGUUUGAGACUUAUUUACAAGCUGACAUUACCUUCUUGGGUCUAGUUUCAUUAUGGUUCUUGUCCUCUUGGGUAUUGCUCGACUGGGAUCAACGUAUUGCUCAACUAAGGUCAACAUAUAAGUUUGAUGGCCUGGAUAACAAGGGUUCUCCACAAUUGGAGACGGCUACUCCUACUAGCACAGAGAAGAACUAG